AUGAGCACGCUGAGGAGUGAGUGGAAGUACAUGCUUCCCUUCGACCUUGACCUCGCCAGCUCCGGAUUUGUCGAUGCGCAUGGGCAGAGGAUAUCUGUGUCGAACCUGAUUGCCCGCAACCCACGUGCCGCACAGAAGUUCCUCAAGGAGCUCUCGAGCCUCAUCGGCCAGAGAAUCCAGGCCUAUGGAGGUCGAAGGGGUGGCAUUGUCGGUGGCUACACCUUGCUGGAAUCACUGGGCUCGAAGGAUCCAGUGUCCUCGAAGGACACGCCAGAUCCCGUCCAGCGCAUGAUAAGCAAGAAGAAGAGCCAGAAAGAUCUACAGCGCAGCGACACACAGCGGGCCAUCUCCAGGAAGCGGUGGUCGAUCGUCAAGGCAUUAACGCAAUGGCUUUUGCUCUGGUUUCGGAGACGACGCCUGCACACGUCAGCCAAUAUUUGUGUUAUGGUCCUGCGACAGAUGGGUGAAUGGUCUAGGAUCAGGAGUGCAAUGAAAGGCUUUGUCGACAACGUCACUCUUCUCCAGCGAUGGUGCAAGCGCUUCCUUACUGUAAAAAGGCGGAGGUGUGGGCUUUGUGAGAAGGAGUGGGAGAGGUUUGAAGACUUCCACUUGUCCCAUUUCUUUCGCAACAAGGCACAAGCCAUCAUUCAGGAGCAGAAGGAGUUAGCAGCCACGGAAGCUAUGGGUGGUCAGGGCAAGAGGCAGUACAAAGGCAUACAAUCUGGGAAAGCCAAGCGGGACAAGCAGGCCUUCCUGAACUUGUUGGAAGCUGGUGUCGAAGGAGGCGAAAUAUCUAUUGACUUCCGAGCUUACAAGAUCCCUCCUGCGGAAAGGAGAGCCAUUAUCAACCGAUGGUACAUGGUGACUUUGAGGAACCAUGUACGUUCAGAGCAGACUAUCGCUCUGACCAUAAAGGAGAUGCUGGCGGCCGAACGG
Molecule: messenger RNA, 936 nt
Organism: Symbiodinium sp. CCMP2456
Lineage: Eukaryota; Dinophyceae; Suessiales; Symbiodiniaceae
Source: the annotation of a GenBank genome assembly